Neurospora crassa OR74A is the source of this 1167-nucleotide messenger RNA. RefSeq names its product cell wall glycosyl hydrolase YteR. Bases 75 to 1112 code for a protein of 345 amino acids. Lineage: Eukaryota; Fungi; Ascomycota; Sordariomycetes; Sordariales; Sordariaceae. The transcript is spliced from 4 exons. The record is from RefSeq and is a predicted model, not a curated record. Gene Ontology annotation, biological process: carbohydrate metabolic process.
GUAGAGAACAUCAUGACUCCCAACAUACAUACCCCUUCACGGUCACCCAGUCCAGUCUUCCACAUAGUAUCAUCAUGCGACCCCUUACUCCCAUCCUUGCCGCCACGGCAUUAGCCGCCCCUUCCCAACUCCCCAGUCCCCAACCUCAAUACUCAACAUGGAUGGCCAACAGCAUCAUCGCCCGCAACCUCUCCUCCCCCGCCACGCGCUACUACGACCAAGCAACCUUUUACCGCUCUCUCGAAGCCAUUGUCACCUCCUCCUCUCCCUCAUUUUCCGCACAGUACUAUCUAUCCUACAUAACCACCCAAAUCGACUCCCUCCUCCACCCCAACGGCACUUUUGUAUCCUGGGAUCAUACCGACCACCAGCUCGACAACAUCCGCGUUGGCUCGACUAUUCUUUUCCUUUAUACCACCACUUCGCCAUCAGACACGGAAAGAAGAGGGCGGUAUAAAGUCGCGCUGGACUUUCUGUACGAUCAGCUGGUCAACAAACAGAAACGGAAUGCGGAAGGGGGGUUCUGGCAUAAAGACCCCAAGUACCCGAAUCAGAUGUGGUUGGAUGGGGUGUACAUGGCGCAGCCGUUUUAUGCGGGGUAUACUGCGCUUUUUUUGGGUUCUUCGUCUCGUGGUGGUACCACUGCUUCUUCUUUCGCUGCUGUUGAUAACAAAAGUGCUUCCGCUUUUUCUUCUUCUUCUUCCUCCUCUUCCUCCACCAUCACCACCGCUUCCCCUGCAGCUACAACUACAACUACCACUACCGCAGCAGACAAAAACUGGAACGACAUCCUCCUCCAAUUCUCCUUAAUCGAACACCACUGCAGGAACCAAACCAGCCAGUUGCUCCAAACACGGCAUACGACGCUUCUUUCCACGCCGCCCUUUGGGCCGACCCCCUACCAUAACCGGCGCCAGCCCUUUGACAUGGAUCCGCGCACAGGGGUGGUACUUUAUGGCUUUAAUCGACUUAGGGUGGGGAGUUUAGAUGGAAAGGGCGAUUUCGAGUCUUGGUACUACUCGGUGGAGAACUCGUUGAUUGGUGUUGGGGCGUCUGUUCUGGCUAGUGUCGAGUAUGAGAUGUUGACGAUGGCUGGAGGACAGCAGCUGUGAGAUUAGUUAUGUGGUACAGGGAGGGCAUGUUGUAUAGUAUCUAAGAACAUGCAGG